This is a messenger RNA of Drosophila ananassae, 3616 nucleotides long. It is a transcript of the gene Invadolysin, whose product is annotated as leishmanolysin-like peptidase. Gene Ontology annotation, molecular function: metalloendopeptidase activity. The record is from RefSeq and is a predicted model, not a curated record. NCBI's taxonomy places the organism in Eukaryota, Metazoa, Arthropoda, Insecta, Diptera, Drosophilidae. The transcript is spliced from 8 exons. Gene Ontology annotation, biological process: cell adhesion; proteolysis. Gene Ontology annotation, cellular component: membrane; cytoplasm. The coding region runs from base 830 to 2920 and encodes 696 amino acids.
AUGCAUUUUUCGCAGUUUCGCGCUUUGGUCACACUGACCCAAGGUACAAUGGGCAUCGCGCUUGUUGUGGAGCAGCCCCCCUUUCAAAGCUUAAAUUUUAACAGCUGAGCGCGGACGUUUCGUUGCUCCCCGGAAAACGCGAAAGGCAGUCAGCGCAAAUUUGAAACAAAUCGUUGAAGAAGUUGGCUGGGAGCUGGUACCGCGCGUCAGCAGCGUCAGUGUCUUGUGUUUUCGUCCGACGCUUGUUAUCCACCCCCAUUUGCCACCCCGCCCGGGAGUGUUUUUUGAACUUCUUGAAUGAAAAUCCUCUGCCCUGGGAAGUGAUGAAGUGGGAGAACACGGCUAGGUGCCUGGAAGCCCGCAGAAUGCACUCGCUGCACGGGCAGUUCAUGAGAAUUUGACAUUUAGGCGAGUGUUGCCGCUGCAGAAACCACAACAAAAACUGCUGGAGCUGCAGAGCGGUGGCUCGGUUUUGUGCUUUUAUAUUUUGGCGUGGGCUAGGAUUGGAGGACGGACACACCCACCCGACAGCCGAAAAGCAGCAAAGUGGUCCACAGCCGUGUGGCAGUGUGUUUUGCAAGCCCGUGUGCCAGUGUGUGAGUGGUGUGUGGUCUGUGUUUGCGAGGAAGGGACUCGGAGCCGGUUUCGCAACUUAAUUGACAAAGCAAACAAAAGGAAACAAACAUUCAGCAAUCAUAAACGCAAGCGGCAAGCGAGCCCGAAUGAUACGAUACACUUCCCAUGAAUACGGCCCAGCUGCUAUAGCCCGGCAGAGAUGCUGCUAUAAUUAGCUCUCCGGAUUCCUGUGCAGUCCCACGCGCCCAGCAACAUGGUCGUUGUCCGAGCCCCCGUCCGCCGCCCCGGCCCUCCAAGAGUGCUCCAAGUCCAGCUCCUGCCCCUGGCCCUUGGCCUGUGCUCCCUGCUUCUAAUCUCGGCCGCCUCUGCCCACAACUGUCAACACCAGCAUCCGAAGGCCCAUGAGGUCGUCCAUGGCGUGCGCAUCCAACUGGCCGACGACUUCGACGACGACUCCGCCGGAGAGGCGACUCCGCGGGAUCCAGCCAGGCAUAGCGUGCGGCGGCGCAGCGUGGCGGCCGAGCAGCCGCUGCGGAUUCUGCUCGUCUACGAUGACUCCGUCUACAGGUUGGAGGAGGAGAAAUUUAAUUUAAUAAAUGACACUGUGCUACCGGAAGCCGUGCAGUUUUGGGAGCAGGCGCUGAUGGUCCGGGAGACAAAGGGAGUCAUCCGGCUCAAUAGAAAGUGCGACAGCACCCAGGUGUACGUGAAGAAUGGCCAUACCCACUGCAUCGACCACUGCAAGGCAACGACCAUGUGCGGAGAGGUCCAGGUUCCCAACGAGCACUUGGAUGUCUGCAGAGUCUGCAAUGCCACAGGUCAGAACUGUCGGGUCGACAGCAGCACACAACCGGGGGAUGGCAUAGAAAACGCCGACUUCGUCUUCUACGUCUCGGCCCGCCAGACCCAGCGCUGCUUCAAGGGGCUGACGGUGGCCUAUGCGGCGCACUGUCAGCAGGAGGCCCUGCUGGACCGUCCCAUCGCCGGACACGCCAAUCUCUGCCCGGACAGCAUCAGCACGAAGCCGCAGGAGCUUCAAACGCUAAUCUCCACCGUUAAGCACGAGAUUCUCCACGCCCUGGGCUUCUCCGUCAGCUUGUACGCCUUCUUCCGGGACGAUGAAGGCAAGCCCCGGACUCCCCGCAAGUCGGACACUGGCAAGCCGUACCUGAACGAGAAGCUGCAGAUUCAUCAGUGGAGUAACCAGACCAUUCGCAAGGUGGUGCGGGAGAACUGGUCCGUGCGAGGUGGCCACGUCCACAAGGUGGUGGACAUGAUGGUCACUCCGCGAGUGGUGGCCGAGGUGCGCAACCACUUCGGCUGCGAUAAGCUCGAGGGCGCUGAGCUAGAGGACCAAGGUGGCGAAGGCACCGCCCUCACCCACUGGGAGAAGCGCAUCCUCGAGAACGAGGCUAUGACAGGCACGCACACCCAGUCGCCCGUGUUUUCGAGAAUCACGCUGGCCCUGAUGGAGGACUCUGGGUGGUACCGCGCCAACUACUCCAUGGCCACACCCCUUUCCUGGGGCAAAGGGCUGGGAUGUGCAUUUGCGAUGCGAAGCUGCAAGGACUGGAUACAGAUGAAUCAUGCUAGAGGUCGUUCCAUACACCCUUUUUGCUCCAAGGUGAAACAGGAUCCUUUGCAAACCGAGUGCACGGAUGACCGUAACUCGGUGGCCUUGUGCAACCUAAUUCGACAUGAAUUUGAGCUGCCCAAGGGAUACCAGAACUUCGACAGCCUCAAUCAUGUGAAGGAUGGCGAAGAGGGCUUUUACGGGGGAUCUGUUUCCCUGGCCGACCAUUGUCCCUACAUCCAGGAAUUCACCUGGCGCAGCAAGAACGUGAUAGUGCGCGGAUCUCACUGUCGUUUCACGGAGAACAACCCUAAGCCCGAGAAGAACUUCGCAUUGGAGAGCUACGGUGAAGGUGCCAAGUGCUUCGACCACAGCGAGUCCAUGUGGGAGGAGCGCUCCUGCCACCAGACCCGAGAGUGGCAGCACUGGGGAAGUGGCUGCUACAAGUACGACUGCUUCGACGGCAGGCUGCACAUCCUGGUGGGGAACUACAGCUACAAAUGCUCCUUCCCCGGGCAGAAGCUUUCCAUCCGCAUUGCUGCAAACGGAUGGCUGCACAAGGGGGCGAUCAUGUGUCCUCCGUGUCACGAGCUAUGUGCGGAGCAGUUCGCUGCCGAGGGAAAGCAGUGUCGUCCUGGCGAAGAGCCCGAUCCGCUUAACAAGUACCCGCGCGACAAUCUCGCCUGCGGAGCAGGUAGCGAGCUCAAGCGUCCUAUGGCCAUAAUCAGUGCCGCCCUCUUCUGUCUGGGGCUCAGAUGGGCAAUCAGUUAGAUUGAUCCCUCAGGUCCUGCGGGGCGGUUUUAAUGCUGUAUGUGUAUUUUAGAGAAAUUUGUACAUUUUAGCUGUAGGAUAUAAGCUCAAUUCUUCUAAGUUUGUGUAGAUUGUGUAAGCCAGAUAUUCUCCAGCGUGGUGUGGGUCGACUUUGGGCGAGUAAGCGUAGAGGUAGAGCGUAAUCCAAAAAGUAUUGGCGCAAUUUUAGUUUGUAAUAAUCUGCUCAAAUUAUUGAACUAUUUCAAUCUCGUACAAGAUCGACCUGAGUACCUAAUAAUUAGCAAUUGUAAUUCCUAAUUAUAAUUUGUCCAUCCCAAAAAUGUGAUCUUUGCUAAGUAUGUCUGCGGAUUUUAUUCGAAAUCUAUGGGCCAUAUUUAAAUGCAGCACCUUAGGACAGUUCUGAGUUCUCUAAUACUGAUCUGAACAUUCCAAAGCCUAUUGCAAACGAUACUUGAUAUUAGGGGAUGCGCCGGCAUCUCCCAUGCGAAUUGUUAAAAAUCUUUGUUAUUUAUUACGACUAAUGUUUUCCGAAUUGCUUAGUUUCCUAGUGCUUUCUUAUUCUCAACCAAAUUCUUUUCCCUUUCAGCUGCCUAUCAAGCAUUUACAAAGUUUUCUAAACAUAGCCCUCACAUAAUAAAGUAUAGCUCGUAAGAUUUUAAAACAUUGUGAAUAUACCGAGUAACCCAUGUAAAUGUG